AUGUCUAGUGCUCCCUCAGACUGUUAUUACCACUUCCACCGCCCUCACAUUCUCACCUGCCCACAAAUGAUUACCCACCCUCACACAAGCCUCGCAUUCUCGCCCUCGCACCCUCACCUGCCUCCGCUCCUCUGGGCCGGAUUUGCACCAUACAUUCAAGCCUUCUUGCCAUUCCUGUAUCCUGCCCUCAAAGCACACGAAGAUACCCAGCUGUGCAUGGUUGCCGUCUUCGGCCAUCUGUCCGAGCAAGUGCAAUAA
Suillus subalutaceus is the source of this 258-nucleotide messenger RNA. RefSeq lists its product as uncharacterized. The record is from RefSeq and is a predicted model, not a curated record. Lineage: Eukaryota; Fungi; Basidiomycota; Agaricomycetes; Boletales; Suillaceae. Bases 1 to 258 code for a protein of 85 amino acids. The transcript has 2 exons.